AUGCCGGUGGGGCGCGUCCCGCGGCGGGGCAGCCCCGCGCCCCCCGCGCCGCCCCUCCGCAGCCGCCGCCGCCGCGCCGCGAUGCCGGCGGCGGGGCGCGGGCAGCCCGCCUCCUGGCUCCUGGUGCUGGGCGCCGCCGCCCCCGCCCUCUGGCUGCGCUGUGUCCUGGCCGACUUCACGGUGGACAACGAGGUGCACUCCAGCUUCAUCCACCGGCGGCUGCGCGGCCCCGAGCGCCGCGAGAUGCAGCGGGAGAUCCUCUCCAUCCUCGGCCUGCCGCACCGACCGCGGCCCCAUCUCCACGGCAAGCACAACUCGGCCCCCAUGUUCAUGCUGGACCUCUACAAUGCCAUGUCCGUGGAGGAGGGGGCGGCGGGGGCCGCAGCUGAGGAGGGCGAGGGCUUCUCCUACCCUUACAAGCCCAUCUUCAGCACCCAGGGGCCGCCUCUGGCCAGCCUGCAGGACAGCAACUUCCUCACCGAGGCUGACAUGGUCAUGAGCUUCGUCAACUUGGUGGAGCAUGACAGAGAGUUUCACCAUCAGCGCUGCCACUACCGAGAGUUCAGGUUUGAUCUCUCCAGAAUCCCAGAGGGGGAAGCGGUGACGGCGGCCGAAUUCAGGAUAUAUAAGGAUUAUAUCCGCGAACGCUUCGAUAACGAAACGUUCCGGAUUAGUGUCUACCAGGUCCUCCAGGAGCACCCGGGAAGGGACUCAGAUUUGUUCCUGCUCGACUCUCGAACAAUCUGGGCUGCAGAAGAAGGGUGGUUGGUGUUUGACAUUACUGCAACCAGUAAUCACUGGGUGGUGAAUCCCCAACACAAUCUUGGCCUGCAGCUAUCUGUGGAAGGCAUUGAUGGGCAAAGCAUCAAUCCCAAACUGGCGGGUCUCAUUGGAAGGCACGGCCCACAGAACAAGCAGCCAUUCACGGUAGCCUUCUUCAAAGCCACUGAGGUCCAUCUGCGCAGUAUUCGCUCCACGGGGGGCAAGCAAAGGAGCCAGAACCGAUCGAAAACGCCAAAGAACCAGGAAGCUUUCCGGGUGUCCAACAUUGCAGAGAACAGCAGCAGUGAUCAGCGACAAGCCUGCAAGAAGCAUGAGCUCUAUGUCAGCUUCAGGGACCUGGGGUGGCAGGACUGGAUCAUUGCUCCGGAGGGCUAUGCUGCGUAUUACUGUGAAGGAGAAUGUGCUUUCCCCUUGAAUUCAUACAUGAAUGCUACCAAUCAUGCCAUUGUGCAGACACUGGUUCACUUUAUAAACCCAGAGACUGUGCCGAAACCCUGCUGUGCUCCUACACAACUCAAUGCCAUCUCAGUGCUCUAUUUUGAUGACAGCUCCAAUGUUAUCUUAAAAAAAUACAGGAACAUGGUGGUACGAGCAUGCGGCUGUCAUUAGAUUUGUAGGAAAGAAAAAUGUUUUUUUUGUGAAG
Messenger RNA from Indicator indicator, 1426 nucleotides. It is a transcript of the gene BMP7, whose product is annotated as bone morphogenetic protein 7. Gene Ontology annotation, biological process: SMAD protein signal transduction. Lineage: Eukaryota; Metazoa; Chordata; Aves; Piciformes; Indicatoridae. The record is from RefSeq and is a predicted model, not a curated record. The transcript has 7 exons. The coding region runs from base 1 to 1392 and encodes 463 amino acids. Gene Ontology annotation, molecular function: cytokine activity; growth factor activity. Gene Ontology annotation, cellular component: extracellular region.